Messenger RNA from Capronia epimyces CBS 606.96, 1173 nucleotides. RefSeq lists its product as uncharacterized. The transcript has a single exon. NCBI's taxonomy places the organism in Eukaryota, Fungi, Ascomycota, Eurotiomycetes, Chaetothyriales, Herpotrichiellaceae. Gene Ontology annotation, molecular function: protein binding. The record is from RefSeq and is a predicted model, not a curated record. The coding region runs from base 1 to 1173 and encodes 390 amino acids.
AUGCCACUCGCUAUUACGCAGGCGGCGGCAUACAUCAAUCAACGAACACCACGCGUCACCAUAUCAACGUACCUCGAGGCCUUAAAGAAGAGUGACGAUGAGCGAGGCAAACUCCUCCAGAAGGAUAUUCGCGAUCCAAGACGAGAUGGAAAGGCCUCGAACUCGAUCAUGGCUACCUGGUAUAUUUCGUUUGAGCACAUCCGACGGGAUCGGGAUUCAGCGGCACGACUCUUAGCGCUGAUGAGCCUCUUUGAUCGCGAAGGGAUCCCGGAUUACCUUCUCCAUGACAAUUAUCGUGAGGAUGGGGAGAGACUGGAUGACUUUGAAGAAGAUAUUGCCAUGUUACGAAAGUUUCACCUCGUUGAUAUCGGGAGGGACAAUAUCGGGAGGGACAAUAGAUUGUUCGACAUGCACCGCCUUGUUCAGUUCUCGACAAAGAAAUGGCUUGAGCAGCACCACGAGCUGGAAAGGUGGCAGUGUCGGUAUAUUGAAGUCUUGAGUGAGGCGUUUCCGACAGGGAAAUACGGGAGUUGGCAAACAUGUCAGGCUUUAUUCCCGCAUGUGGAAAUAAUGGCAGGAUAUCAAGUCGAAGAUGAGAAGUCGCGUCAACACUUCGCGUCUGUCCUAGAUCGAGGAGUGUGGUACGGCUCUGAGACUGGACGGUAUGGGGUGGCGGAGAAGAUGGCACGGAUGAGUCUACAAGUUCGAGAGGAAGGGCUCGGCCGCGACCACAUCAGAAGUCUGAAUAGUGUGGGCAAUCUCGCAAGAGUGCUACAGGAACAAGGGAGGUACGAUGAGGCGGAGGAGUUGAACCGACGGGCACUAGCUGGCUGCGAGAAGACAUUAGCAAUGGAUCAUCCCAACACGUUGAUGAGUAUGGAAAAUCUCGCAGUAGUGCUACAGAGGCAAGGGAAGUUCGAUCAGGCGGAGGAGUUGAACCGACGAGCACUGGCCGAGAUGGAGAAGGUGUUGGGAAUGGAUCAUCCCAACACGUUGAACAGUGUCUCUAAUCUCGCAUACAUACUCGACCUCAGGCAAGAGCGAGACAAGGCCCUGGAACUAUAUGGCCGUGCUGUCAACGGUUUUAUGAAGGUCCUCGGUCCAGCACAUCCCAAAACCCUUGAUUGUCAGAGAAACCGGAGCUCGUUGAUAUCAAGGAUGAGCACAUCCUAA